This is a messenger RNA of Ambispora gerdemannii, 723 nucleotides long. Lineage: Eukaryota; Fungi; Glomeromycota; Glomeromycetes; Archaeosporales; Ambisporaceae. The record is from the annotation of a GenBank genome assembly.
AUGGAUUUGGAUAUUGAUAAAUUCUACAGAGAAGGUUUUUUGAUACUGGAAAAUGGGUUAACACCGAAAGAACUUGAUUGUCUGAGAAACGAAUGUGAUGCUUUAGUUAAUCAUAUUUAUAAUAUCGGUCUGGAUAUCUUGGAAGAUUUUGGAUGCGUGAUUGGCAAUGAUGUCAACCCUGUCCAAUCUAAAGAAAAAUACAAGUCGGAAAAAGAAACGUAUCGUCGGUAUCGCUUACAAAUUAGCGACGAAUACUCCGUCGAUUUGAUUCUGGGAAAAAUUGCGAGAUUGGCUGGGAGACUAUUACCAUCCACUCGCAAUGAUAAAAAUGAUGGUGGCGUUUACCUUUUCAAUGAACAAUUUAUUGUAAAACCACCAAGAAAUUCACGUGCAAGAUUUGAAUGGCAUCAGGAUUCGGAAUACAUGGACGAGAAAUCACGGUCAGUUCCAUCAAUUGCAUGCUGGAUCGCUCUGGAUGACAUGAGCAAGGAAAAUGGAACACUAUAUAUUGAGCCGUAUCCGAUAAUUGAAGUUCAAGCAGGGACUAUAAUCUUCAUGUCUGGUUUUGUGAAACAUUGUAGUUUUGGCAACGUUAGCUCGUGUUUUAGGCGUGUUUAUAUGCCACAAUAUUCAGCAGGGAUAGUUUAUAAUCCCAAACUAUCAUUAGAUCAAGAUAAAUCAGGUAAACAAUUAUUAGCUUUGGGUGUUCCUUGUUUAAAUUAA